GAGAGCAUUCCUCUUCCGCUCCUCCGCUCCUCCGCUCCUCGCCUUGUUUACGUUUACACGCAUUUAACACACAAACGAGCGCCUCGAAUGCGCGCGUUCCGCUUAUUCUCGCGUCUUCGCGCAUACUGUAUCCGAUGUACUACGUACAUAUAGAGAGCCGCAGCCGCGCGCACUCCGUCAAAAGCUCCUGCUGCCGAAGAAGCGCUCUCCCAUCCUCCAUGUUAUUUUCUCUCUCGCAGCUUCUCGAGACGUUCGCGCAUCCGCACAGCGCUAAGUUAUAAGUAGGAAAAGGCGCGCGCGCGCGAGAGAGACAGAGAGAGGAGAGGACUACCUACUUAUACCGAGUAUGUGCACACAGAACGGAGAGAGACGGAGACAGCCGAUCCCUUCGUCAUCCCCCUGCAGUCUGCUGCAUAUAUAGGUAUACACGGAGACUGGAGAGAAGAAGCCUCGCUGCGCGGAAGAGAGAGAGAGAGAGAGGAGAAAAGAAAGUCCUCCAUCUCGUGGCGCAGCGCGAUCAGGAUCUCUCCCCCGCAUCAGCCCGAGCUGCCCGACCGACGAAUCGACGAUGUCGCCGCGGAACCCAGCAUCGCGUCUCUGCUAGAUGUGAUAUGUGCAGCAGCUCUGCGACGCGCCAGCGGGAGGAGCAACGCAGCAACGAGACGACCGACGAGACUCCGCGACGCCGCCAGCGUCAUCCGUCCGAGGAGCCGAGCCUGCAGGCAUCAUCGAGAUGACGAGCUCCUCCUCGAUGCCGCCCUACCUCGCGGCGGCGAUCUUCGGCCUCGUCCUGCUGACGACGCCCGGCAGCGGCGGGGCCCUCCACACCAAGGACCCGCUCGCGCCCCACGGCAAGUGCGAGACCAUCACCAUUUCGCUCUGCAAGGACAUGCCCUACAACGAGACCAUCAUGCCGAACCUCCUGAACCACCAGAAGCAGGAGGACGCCGGGCCCGAGGUGCACCAGUUCUCGCCCCUCGUCAAGCUCAAGUGCAGCCCCGACCUCAAGUUCUUCCUCUGCGCCAUGUACGCGCCCGUCUGCACGAUCCUCGAGAAGGCCCUGCCGCCCUGCAGGAGUCUCUGCGAGAGCGCCAGGAACGGCUGCGAGAGACUCAUGAAUAACUUUGGCUUCUACUGGCCCGAGAGCAUGGAGUGCUCCAAGUUCCCCGAGAACAGGGACGGUGUGCUGUGCGUUGGCAAGAACGAGACUACCACCACCGAGGUGCCUGCGCUCAUAGACGACGUCAGGCUGCCUGCUCCGGAGUUCCACCCACCCUGGGGAAAUGGCCCCAAGCCCUUUGGCAACAACAAUUUCAUGCUGGGAGGCAGGAACAUCGGUUUCGUGUGCCCCAUAUACUUUAAGAUCGAGGAGCAGCAUGGUUAUUCGCUGAAAGUUGGAAACAAGGUGGAGGCCAACUGUGGAGCCCCCUGCGACGGAAUGUUCUUCACCGAGACGGAGCGCAAGUUUGCCAGAGUCUGGGUUGGCACCUGGGCCACUCUGUGCGCCGCUUCCUGCUUCUUCACCUUUUUGACCUUCCUCAUCGAUACCGACAGAUUCAGAUAUCCUGAAAGGCCGAUAAUAUUUCUGUCGGUGUGCUAUUUGAUGGUUGCACUGGCGUACGUGGUAGGCUGGGCCGCUGGAAACAGCAUAUCCUGUGACAAACCAGCUCCAUCGCCCGUUAUGGGAGUUCAGAUGGCUUCUGUCAUAACUCAGGGCACCAAAAAGGAAAUGUGCACAAUUCUCUUUAUGGUUCUCUACUUCUUUGGAAUGGCUUCCAGCAUUUGGUGGGUCAUUUUGACACUCACCUGGUUCUUGGCUGCUGGCUUGAAGUGGGGGCACGAGGCCAUAGAGGCUAAUUCGCAAUAUUUUCAUUUAGCAGCUUGGGCUGCACCAGCCGUCAAGACUGUAUCCAUUUUAGCAAUGGGUAAAGUUGAAGGUGACAUACUCUCUGGAGUAUGCUACGUGGGUUUGUGGAACGUCGAAGCCCUCCGGGGUUUUGUUCUUGCGCCCCUCUGCGUCUACCUGGUACUGGGCACAGUAUUCCUCCUCGCCGGCUUUGUCUCCCUCUUCCGUAUUCGCACCGUCAUGAAACACGAUGGUACCAAAACUGACAAGCUGGAAAAGCUGAUGAUACGCAUCGGUAUCUUUUCAGUCCUGUAUACAGUGCCCGCCCUCAUUGUUAUCGCUUGCCUCUUUUACGAGCAAGCUUACUUUGACAACUGGAUGCUCACCUGGAACAAGGAAAUGUGCUCCAAGCCAGGAACACAAGCUCUCUACGCCAUUCCUUGCCCAAUGGGCCAGGAUGCACGCGACUUGAGCAGAAAGCCCGACUUCGAGGUCUUCAUGAUCAAGUAUCUGAUGGCGAUGAUCGUUGGAAUCACAAGUAGCUUCUGGGUUUGGUCAAGCAAGACUCUUACCAGUUGGAGACAGUUUUUUCAUCAUAUUCAGGGAAGGCGUAUAGACACGUACGUAUAGGAUUCUCGGACGAGCACGAGGUUUGACCAUAUGAUGAUAGCAAUGCAUGGUGGAAUUCGAAUUAAUUGUUGAUAGUCCAUCCGUUUGCCUUGUCGUUUUUGUACUCUCAUUUCAUCGGUAAAAGUUAAAGAUAUAGAUUCCGUUUCUAAUAAGGACUGAAACAACAUCCGAAAGAAAUUUUAUCAAUUAAAAUACUACUUAUUUCUGAUGCUUAAGUACAGCUACACGUUUAUUCCGAUGUUAUUUCAGUACCUGUUAUCACAUUUCAUAAUGGCUUCUCACAGUUAAAAAGAAACUCGUUACGAGUUUAAGUAGUUUAAAUUAUUAAACUAGUACAAUUUGGAUCUAGAGACUUGCCACCAUGUUUUAAUUUCGUUAAAUAUCGAACAAUUUAACAGUUGCAUAUUGUUUUCUUAAUUAUUCAAUUCUUUAUAGAACUCGCAAAACGAAAUAGCUAGAAUAAUAAUUUAUGGCUGAGAGCAAUUAAUUUGUAUUGCAUUUAAUUGAAAGACUGUAAAAACUGAAGGGUAUUUAAAUGGGCUGCUUUAUGUAUAGUAGUUCAUUGACUGAUUGUUAAUGUGACUUUGAAGUUUUAUCAAGCAAACGGAUGCGAUAAUUUCAGUUGCAUUUGCAAGUUAGAAACUCAAUCAAAAGAUGUUUGUUGAUUUUUCAUUUCGAAAAGUAAUUUUCAUAAAAAGUAAUAAGAUUAAUAUAACUAAAGUUACUCAUACCGUGUCCAAGUUCACAUAUAUUUGAAUUAUGGAUGAGCCUUCAUUUUCGUGUUCCUACAGAGUUAUAUGUUGGUAACAGAGAUCUGAAAAUAAGUUUACGUCUUAUUCAGUCGUACAUUUCGUUGUAUUUAUCGUACGUAGCGAAAUUUUGUGCCAAUUAGUUUUCUCAAAUUGUACAGUUUCUAUGCAGAAUGUAAAUCAGGCUUAAUGUGGUUUUUAGUCUAAUAAUUGUAAAAUUUUAUAUCCGUAGAGGAUGCAUACAAAGGUUUAAAAUUUUCUAAUUUUGGUAUGACUUUUUAUCAGAAGCUCAUUUAAGCAUUUUUAAAAUGAUUGUGCCUGCUUUUAUAUCAAAAACCAAUGACUCGAUUUUACAACUCUUCCACUUUACAAAACCAUUAAUGACAAAACACUGCCGUUUUAUAAUAUAUACAUACUGAAACUUUGACGUACUGAAUGUUCAUUGCCAAACAAGCUCAAUUUGAUAAGAAGUCUAAUAUUGCCUAAAUUUUCAUACUUCAUUAGUUGAAGUACUUAAGAAUCAAACUAACUCUAAUACUAUAAUAAUCUUUUACUAGAUAUUUCUCUAUUUUAGUUAUUUUUAUAUCUUCUUAUAUUAAUUAUAAGUGUAAUGCGUGUCUAAUGUAUAGAUAACAUAACAUUUAUUGAUAACUAAUCCAUAGAGUUAUGGAAAAUUAUUUCUAAAUCUUGUGUGCUUUGCGCAAAAAAGCAUGAACAAUAGUUGAUAUUUGAUUAAGACAUUUUACAAUUGUUGAUAAGCGGAUGCUAUAUUUAUAUCUUUUAACUUUUGAUAACGUUUUUAAGACAGUAAGCGAGAAUCAUAACUAUAAUUAAUUUUUUAUUUACGCACUAAGGAACAAAAAAGAAAUAAAAAACUAAUUCAUUGUGCAUUGUGAAAUUGCGAGCAGGCUGUAUAUAUCGAAGCUUUAGCUUUAAUAUGUAUAUUAAGAUUCUAAUACUCACUUAAUCUGUGUAAAUAUAUGUGUCUCAGUCCUAUAUAUCUUUUCGAAUCUCACGAGAGUGAGAUCUUCAAGUCACGAGAAUGUUUAGUCGAGUUUUUUAUGCGUAUGCUUUGAAAACAAGUGGUCUUUGCUUACUUAAAUACAUAUUUCCUUUUUUAACAGCGAUCAAAACAUGAAAAUCUUGAAUAAAAUAUAGACUUGACAUUAUAAGUUGAUUAUACUACGAAGAAACAAACAUUUUGAUAACCUCGAUUGCUUUAAGAUUAAUAGCUUAGUGGUAAGAAUGUUUUGCGUGGUUAGCCGACUGAACAACUGCAGGCUUGUGCAUUGAUUGUUUGUAUUAAAUCGUUUACUGAAGAGUAAUUAGAAAAUUCGUCCAAUGAAACUAUCGAGCUUUUGUAAAUGUAAAUCCUUUUUGGCGUUUGCUGUGUCACGACGGGGGGAACAAGUACAUAAAUAUAAAUAAAUAAUUAUGUGUGCGCGUUUGUGUUGAUUGCACACGCUACGAUUGGUGUAUGUAUUUUAUCGUGGAACCUGUGAUUUGCAUUUUAUAAACAUCCAUUUAUAUAUAUAUAUAUUCUUUAUAUAACAAUCAAGAUGCAAAUAUAUAAAAAAAGAACUAUUGUAAAACAAUGCGUGAACGCUUACAUAUAUCUUUUGUAUGAGUCAUGAAUUGUAGUUUAGGAUUAGACAAUGAAAGAAUGAGCCAUAUAUAUUGACCCGGUUGAACAAAUUUCUCAAACUGCUGAGCUCAAUUAAAAACGUAAAACAAAUUAUUUUUUGUAAGGUUUUUAUUUAAGAUUUAAUGGUUAUUAGUAACGGUGCGAUUGGUGAAUUUUCAAAACAUUGUAAAUUAUAAUAUCGGAAGGUUCACAUGUUGUAUACAUUUUUAGCAAUAAAAAAUAUAUAAUUACAAA
Molecule: messenger RNA, 5104 nt
Organism: Nasonia vitripennis (jewel wasp)
Lineage: Eukaryota; Metazoa; Arthropoda; Insecta; Hymenoptera; Pteromalidae
Gene: fz
Product: frizzled-7
Exons: 3
Coding region: 734-2476 (580 amino acids)
Biological process (GO): canonical Wnt signaling pathway; non-canonical Wnt signaling pathway
Cellular component (GO): plasma membrane
Molecular function (GO): Wnt-protein binding; Wnt receptor activity
Source: RefSeq, a predicted model, not a curated record